UGACUUGGUUCCUGAGAUCACCUCACAGAUGACCCCUUGAACCUAAUCCUUGACUGGGGUUGGCUUUGGGGAGGAAUCAAACCCCUGUACUCCCUCUCAUUGUUUCUAUCUCAGUUAAUAGCGAGUAUACUAUCCAUCCAUUUGCAGUUGACGCUGCAUUUCCCCCUCUUUCCGUCUGCAUCUCCGUCUCCCUCCUCUGGGUCCCCCAAGAGAGUGCGAGGAUCGGUCACCCCCGGACGGCUGCGGCUUGCGACUGACACCGGUCUGCACGGCGCGGGCUGCCACUGCAGACAGCGCUCGCUCCUCCAGGCCGCAGGGGGCCGCUGUGGGGCAGAGCGGCCGCGAGUCCCAGCGUGCACCGCGCCUGCGCUGGGCCUGCAGGUCGGCGAGCAGCGGCGGGGUGGGAGGCCGCGGUCGCCGCUGCCGCUGGGAAGGUGCCGCGGGCAGCAGGGACUCCUGGCUUGGCUGUAACCCGGUCCGGGGCCAGGUGGGACCGCGAGGGCCCAUGGCCGAGCCGGCUCCGUUACCUCUGACUUUUGAGGAUGUGGCCGUUUAUUUCUCCGAGCAAGAAUGGCGGGAUCUAGAGCCAUGGCAGAAGGAGCUUUACAAGCAAGUAAUGAGAACCAAUUAUGAGAUUCUUGUUUCUCUAGAUGAUGGACUUCCCAAACCAGAACUAAUAUCCUGGCUUGAACAGGGGAGAGAACUCUUCAGGAUCUGGGGAGAAUCACAGAAAUCAGGAAACAUAAUUUGCACCUCUGCUGAUUUGCAUUUGGAUCCAGUUAUUGAGGGACAGCUGUUUGUGGGAAGCCAGCAAGCUGUGAAACCAGGAGAAGCCCACUGCCAUUUCCAAGUAGAUCCUCUUCAGAGCCAGCGUUCCUCUGAACCCUUAUUAGGAAAAAGUGAAGAUGUUUCCUUCAGGCCUGACCAAGUCGUCGCCCUCCUGAAUCCACAAAGACAUGAUACUCGGGCUCUAGUUCCAGUAGUCCACAGCUCCAGGGAACCCACCCAAAGAGACACAGUCGUAAGUCCCAGGACCCUCGGUCCCCCAGGCUUCCAGGAAACCUCUGGGGAGGGCCUCCAGCACCCUUGCCCUGUCUGUGGGGAAGGCUUUUGGAAAAACCUCUCAGAGCAGCACCAGGGGAGCCACUCGAAGGACCUGCCACACAGGGCCUGGAAUCAAUUCCGCAAACAAACCGAGGCACAACAGCCGCUGAGCAUCCCUCGGGGACAGAGGCAUUUCCGCUGUCCAGAAUGUGGGCGGGGCUUCCGCCGGAAGUCGUGUUUGCUUAGACCCCUGUCAAUCCACCCUGAGGAGAGCCAGCUGCUGGGCAGCGAGUGUGAAGUGUACGCCCACCACCUGCGCGCGGGGCCGAGGCCUUCCCAGUGCCCCGGCUGCGACGAGCGAGGCCCCCGGGGCCCUCCCGGCGCGGAGAGGCCAGGCUCCCGGAGAGAGGGUGCCGGGGCCGCCUCCGAGCAGGCUGAGCUCCCGCGCUCGGGAGAAAAGCCGGGCCUGAUGCCGGCUGGCGAGGAGCGCCCGGAGGCUCUCGAGCCCGGCCCCGGCGCGGAGAGGCCGGCCUCCUGCGGCCCGUGCGGCCGGCGCUCCUCCCCGCAGUGCGGGCUUCCAGACCACACCCACGUGCACAGCGCAGAGCGGCCCUUCCGGUGCGCCGAGUGCGGCCGGGCCUCCCGCCAGCACGGGCGGCUGCGGCUCCACCGGCGGCUGCAGUCAGAGGAGCAGCCUUUCGCGUGCCCGGAGUGCGGCCUGGGCUUCCGGCUGAGGCGGCACGGCGGCGAGAGGCAGCUCUCCUGCGGCGAGUGCGGCCGCGACUUCGCCCACCCGUGCAAGCUGCGCGAGCACCUGCGGGUUCACAGCGGAGAGCGGCCCUUCGGGUGCCCUGAGUGUGGCAAGAGCUUCCGCCUGAAGGGUAUCCUGAAGGCGCACGAGCGCACGCACAGCCGCGAGCGGCCCUUCCAGUGCGCGGAGUGCGGCAAGGGCUUCACGCGGCCAUCCAAGCUGGCCGAGCACUUCCGCGUGCACAGCGGCGAGCGGCCCUUCGGCUGCCCCGAAUGCAGCCGCCGUUUCCGUCUCAAGGGGCAGCUGCGGAGCCACCAGCGCCUGCACACGGGCGAGAGGCCCUUCCCGUGCCCCGACUGCGGCAAGAGCUACCGCGUGAAGGCCGACAUGAAGGCGCACCGGCUGCUGCACGGCGGCCGGAUGCCCUUCUCCUGCGAGUGUGGCAAAGGCUUCGCCAAGCAGUCCAAGCUCGUGGAGCACAUCAGGACGCACACAGGCGAGAAGCCCUUUCAGUGUCCCCAGUGCGACAAGAGCUUCCGCUUGAAGGCGCAGCUGCUCAGCCACCAGGGCCUGCACACCGGUGAGAGGCCUUUCCGCUGCCCCGAGUGCAAUAAAAACUUCCGGGAAAGGGGCCACAUGCUUCGGCACCAGCGCAUCCACAGUCCCGACAGGCCGUUCGCCUGUGCAGACUGCGGCAAGGGUUUCAUUUAUAAGUCGAAACUCGCCGAACACAUCAGAGUGCACACGAAGUCCUGUCGUGCCCCCAGUGAGCCUGACGUUAAGCAGAGGCUCAGCCAACUGUUUGCGAUGAUUGAGGCCGACUGGAGUUGAGGCCGAGGAGGGCGCCCAAAGCGGUCAGCAGAGUCGGUAUUGCCAGGGAGUCCACAGCCAGCGCAGCCAAACCCAAAAUCUGGUAAGACAGAUGGAAGGAACAGGGGCCCUUUUUUGAGCAAGAAUGUAAUACAGGUUAGGCAUGUGAGAAACCACAAAGAUUCUCAUUUAAAACAUCACCAGCUGUGUUUUCUAUCCAUUGAUAGAAAACAGUGGAUAGAAACAGUAGAUAGGUUUGUUCUUCCCACCAUCUUAAUGGGUCAUUUUCCCCAAUGUGCUAAUAAGCUAACUCUGAAAUCCCAGCUUGAAUUUAGACAGCAGGAAAUCCCUCCAGUACUGUUCUCAAAGCUAAAAGGAUGGGGUGACUGUUAAAUGUCAACUCUUCUUUUUUUCAUAGUAUGAUGAUAAGCAGGGGGUUUAACCCAGCGACUUUUGUUGCAGGCCUGAUAUGAUAGGAUUUGGUUUUGACUUAUUUGAAGCUAAUAGCAACAAAAUGAGUUCUCCGACUCAUGGUUUGUCUAUGUGAAUGCUGAAGUUUCACAGCAGGUUUCAUAGUGAUUAUGCAUGGUUACCCUUAAGGAAAAGCUGAUAAUUCAAGCAAAAUUUGAUUAAUGUGGGUUGAAGAAAAUAAAACCAAAGGUGCUAAGUUGUAUGGGACUAGAGUUUUGUUUUUUUAAAUUGAAGUAUAGUUGAUUUACAAUGCGUUAGUUUCAGGUGUACAGCAAAGUGAUUCAGUUAUACAUACAUAUAUACCUAUUUUAUUUUCAGAUUCUUUUCCCAUACAGGUUAUUAUAAAAUACUGAGUAUAGUUCCUUGUGCUAUACAGUAGGUCCUUGUUGAUUAUCUAUUUUAUAUAUAGUAUCCCAAACUCCUGAUUUAUCCCACCCCAUGGAGAGGGGGUAGCUAGAGUUUAGAUAAGAGAUUGGGACAGGAGGUAGAUUUGGGAGUUCCAGAACACAGGUGCUGUUUGCAGCUGAGAGAGUGAGUGAGAUUCCCAAGAGUGACUUUCUAGGCAGAUGACUAAAGUCUGAGUUAAGACAAAAUAACAAAGCUAAACAGCUUUAUUAGGGAGCCUGACAGGCAACAACGUUUCAUGUAGAGAGUUUUCAAGGAAACGUUCAAAGUAAACAUAAUACAAAUAGAAGUCGAGGAAAAUACCCCAUUUGUUACACUAGGUGAAGGCUGUGUGAGCACACAAUGUUUAUACCCCAGGGACAGAGUUGUACUCCAUCCAGAGAAUUCCUGACUUUCAGAGGGUUUAUGUUUCAUUUAAAAGAAUGGCUGACCUGAAAUUCUAGGGAUGAUAGAAAAUGAGAUGUCAGUAAACUGUAAUAGACAUUACUAUAAAGCAAUAGUUCAAGAUGAUUUUCUCUGGAACACUAGCUCCAAGUAAAUAAGUUAAACAGUUUCCCCCUACACACACACAGAGUCUAUGACUCUCAAGAGGAAGACAUAAUGUAUAGUAUAUUCUGAAUAUAUUUGACCUUGG
Messenger RNA from Orcinus orca (killer whale), 4115 nucleotides. RefSeq names its product zinc finger protein 786 (gene ZNF786). The transcript has 4 exons. The coding region runs from base 506 to 2626 and encodes 706 amino acids. Gene Ontology annotation, biological process: regulation of transcription by RNA polymerase II. Gene Ontology annotation, molecular function: RNA polymerase II cis-regulatory region sequence-specific DNA binding; DNA-binding transcription factor activity. Lineage: Eukaryota; Metazoa; Chordata; Mammalia; Artiodactyla; Delphinidae. The record is from RefSeq and is a predicted model, not a curated record.